Molecule: messenger RNA, 2994 nt
Organism: Perca fluviatilis (European perch)
Lineage: Eukaryota; Metazoa; Chordata; Actinopteri; Perciformes; Percidae
Gene: pnocb
Product: prepronociceptin b
Exons: 5
Coding region: 500-1300 (266 amino acids)
Biological process (GO): chemical synaptic transmission; sensory perception; neuropeptide signaling pathway
Cellular component (GO): axon terminus; neuronal cell body; dendrite
Molecular function (GO): opioid receptor binding
Source: RefSeq, a predicted model, not a curated record
ACCAUAGCUGCCUCGUCCUACCUCCCUCUCUAAAGUGUAGAGCUCCUCCAUCUCUCACAGGGAACGGAGACUAAUGCAAGUGCUGAGAAAAAUAAAAUAACUAAGUUCACACUGCAGGUUUUUUCCGAGCAGAGGCGUAAUUCUUCUCCGAUGCAAAAAAUAAAUAAAAAUGUGAAAAGCCCAGCGCUGCCAUAAACCUCGGCAGAGAAACCCCCCCCCCCCAAACCACCACCACCACCACCACCACCACCACCCCUCUCUUCUGGUUUCACAUCAUUGGGUUUCAUUGUGGAGGAGGACGGUAAAACACAUCAGCUGCAUGAGAUGGAGAGGAGUCGAGGACUUCAACAUGAACGGCGGAUGUGAUCCGAAUAACGGCUGGACCAGAUCCCAUAGGCUUUAUCUCCCAGAUUCUCCAGCUGUUGACCCUUGUGUUCGACUCUUCUGUUGUACCCGCCUGGGCUCCUGUUUGUCCCUGCCUGCCUGGCUGUGCUGAGUGAUGAAGAUCCCUCUGUGGAACCUGGUGGUGCUGCUGGCAUGUCUCUUCACCCCUGGACGCAGUGACUGCCAGGGGGACUGUGUGGCCUGUAGCUUGGUCUUUCAGCAGCAGCAGCAGAUGCAGCAAGCCUUCAACACUAUGGUGUGUUUGUUGGAGUGCGAGGGUCACGUCUCCUCUUCGCUCACAUGGGAGGUGUGUAGACGUGCCGUCAAGCUAUCGCACUAUCCCGCGCUGUCGGAGCGAGACGCUCUGUUCAAGAGAGCGGGACAGGAGCUGGAGCUCACCUCUCUGGAUCUGAACUCUGACAGUGAACUGCUGCAGUCGGCGGCCGUGGAGCCCUUCCAGGAGGGGGAGCGGGAUGAGGCGCCCUUUGAGCCGCGCAGUGCCCAGUAUGACUCAUCUCUGCCGGAAUCCGAGGAGGAGGAGGAGGGGGAGGGCCUGCGGGGUCUGGAUCUCAGCGUGGCGGACGCAGAGAGGAAGCCGAGGGACGAGAGGAACGCGGGGAGCGACAGCCAGCCGGAAGGGGACGAGGAUGACGCCUUAGGGGCCGUCACCUUAUCCAAACGCUUUGGUGGCUUUCAGAGGGGGCGCCACGCGUACAGGAAGCUGAUCGGCCCGGCCGUGAGGCCCCUACAAAAGCGCUACGGCGGCUUUAUAGGCGUCCGGAAAUCUGCCCGCAAAUGGAACAGUCAGAAGCGGGUGAACCAGCUGCUCAGGCAGUACCUGGGCAUGAGGAGCAGCCGCAGCGGCAGGUUCAACAACAUCCCUGUAACUCGCGUGUGGAGGCAAAACAAACUGUAACGCAUCUACGUCGCUCUCCCUGCUCCCAGUUACCUCAACCAGAUCAUGUUUUCGGCAUCUCACUCCGCAUUUGAAUCGUGUCAUCACCCGAAAAAGAACAGCCUCCGCCAAUCUCGCCGCGCCUCUUUUUGUGUCUCUAAGUAUCAAGGAAUGUUUUGACCGUGAUGUCCUUCUUAUUAAGCAUAUUUUCACACCAUUCUAUCAAAUAAAAGAAUUAGAGAAGUGCAAUUGGAUAUAUUUUUUUGUGUGUCGUUAUAAUAAUAAAAAAAAGGAGCUAAAUGAGAUUGGAAAACUGGUUCACUGCAAGUUUUUCACCAGAGGUGAGACCUGAGGGUGUGACAUUUAAAACUCAUGUUGAAUGCACUUUCAUGCAUGCGUGGAUGGCUUUUUUUUCGUUCUUUUUUUUUCCGUUGCACUCUGUAGUUUGUGUUACUAAUGUCAAGCUCUCACGUAAUGGACCCAUUCGUUACUGCAUAGGCUUCCCCUUUUAAAAAUGGCAUUUUGGGACAAAACAAAUCAUACACAAUUAUUAUUAUUAGAAUCAAGAAUCAAAUUGGAAGUGAACCAGCACUUUUCUUUCGAGAUGGUUCAGCCAGAUGGUAGGACAAUGAUGAAGCACAAAUUACUGUUAGCUACCGAUCUACGAAUCUCAUUUACUGCUCAAGGAACUUAAUUAAUUAAACACAAUGUGUGCAAAAUUGGUUUUCUGAACUUUCAAACUCACCGAAACUUUGCAUCCCUACGCAAAGAUAAGCCGUGUUCCCAUCGCUUAGUUCUGAGUUUAUAUUAUUCAGCGGGGGGUGGGGGGGUGUCUCAAUGUAAACCUUGCAAGUGAUGAGUUUCUCUCAAAGGAAUGAGCAGCAGGUUGGCACACUCCCCGAGGCUCCUUUCAGUGGAACUAUACUGUCCUCUAGUGUUUGAGGAACAAACUUGUUGCCCAUUGGAUACUGACUUGGGAUCAUCAUUCUGCAAUUACAGUCAAAUAAAAAAUUGACAUAAGAUGUCAAACAUACAAAUACACUUAAUUUAUGUCUGAUAUUUCAAUAUGUGAGUCAAACUGAAAGAUCAUGACAAUUCUUUAACAAAACCUGAGGAAACUAGUGUCUAUUUUUCCUCCUCCUCACAGUAUUAAUAGUGCCUGUAUGACAGCUCAUGGCUCAUCAUAUCAAAAAUGAAUUGCGUCGGGAGGGUAGCUGAAACUUUUUAGAAAAGCAGAGCCUCCUGAAGUGUUAUAAAUUAUUUAUUUUUUGGACCCUCCCAUUGAACAGCACCCUCCCUCCAAUAUCUCAAAAAAUAAUUUCACUGUUAAAAGCUAAAGGAAAGCAAAGUGUGAAAAAUUGUAGGACAAUUAAUUAUACCUUAAUUUAACCCAUAAUAUGUGACUCGAAGAACAAUGUUUAUUGCCAUAAAUGUGCACCUUAGAAGUGGAUUUAUAAAUUGCCAAUUUUUCGACAAAUUACACAAUGUGGAAUAUCACUGCCACUCAAUUUAAAACAAAAGAUCUUUCCGAAGAAAAAAUUUGCACAGCCAACAAUUCUUAGAUGCAAGUGUGUUAAAAUAUCACACCGGACUUGAAAAAGGUAGAUAUUAACAGUGGUGUAGUCUAAUGUAUUGUAGUGGGUAUACUGAACUGUAUAUUGGCCAGAAUCUGCCUUUGGGGAAGAGGGGGGCCAUUUCAUAGUGGGGGGUCUGGG